UUAAUGUGAGUCUGGAAGGAGAGUUUACAGUCUAGCCAGACACCUAGGUAGUUGUCCACAUAUUCUAAGUCAGAACCAUCCAGAGUAGUGAUGCUGGGCGUGCAGGUGCGGGCAGUGAUCGGUUGAAGAGCAUGCAUUUAGUUGUACUUGCAUUUAAGAGCAGUUGGAGGCCACGGAAGGAGAGUUGUAUGGCAUUGAAGCUCGUCUGGAGGUUAGUUAACACAGUGUCCAAAGAAGGGCCAGAAGUAUACAGAAUGGUGUCGUCUGCGUAGAGGUGGAUCAGAGAAUCACCAGCAGCGAGAGCGACAUCAUUGAUGUAUACAGAGAAGAGUCAGCCCAAGAAUUGAACCCUGUGGCACCCCCAUAGAGACUGCAAGAGGUCCGGACAACAGGCCCUCCGAUUUGACACACUGAACUCUAUCAGAGAAGUAGUUGGUAAACCAGGCGAGGCAAUCAUUUGAGAAACCAAGGCUGUCGAGUCUGCCAAUAAGAAUGUGGUGAUUGACAGAGUCGAAAGUCUUGGCCAGGUCGAUGAAUACGGCUGCACAGUAAUGUCUCUUAUCGAUGGCGGUUAUGAUAUCGUUUAGGACCUUGAACGUGGCUGAGGUGCACCCAUGACCAGCUCUGAAACCAGAUUGCAUAGCGGAGAAGGUACGGUGGGAUUCAAAAUGGUCGGUAAUAUGUUUGUUGACUUUGCUUUCGAAGACCUUAGAAAGGCAGGGUAGGAUAGAUAUAGGUCUGUAGCAAUAUGGGUCCAGAGUGUCUCCCCCUUUGAAGAGGGGGAUGACCGCGGCAGCUUUCCAAUCUUUGGGAAUCUCAGACGAUACGAAAGAGAGGUUGAAAAAGGCUAGUAAUAGGAGUUGCAACAAUUUUGGCAGAUCAUUUUAAAAAGAGAGGGUCCAGAUUGUCUCGUCCGGCUGAUUUGUAGGGGUCCAGGUUUUUCAGUUCUUUAAGAACAUCAGCUAUCUGGAUUUGGGUGAAGGGGAAAUGGGGGAGAUUUUGGCGAGUUGCUGUGGAGAGUGCAGGGCGGUUGACCGGGGUAGGGGUAGCCAGGUGGAAAGCAUGGCCAGCCGUAGGAAAAUGCUUAUUGAAAUUCUCAAUUAUAGUGGAUUUAUCGGUGGUGACACUGUUUCCUAGCCUCAGUGCAGUGCAUCACACCGGGAAUCUUCCCCUUCAGUUCGUCAGCUUUUACAUUUACCGCUACCCCAGUAAUCACUUUGCGCUUUUCUUGAGAGCAAAACAAUUCACCUGUCUUGCCCCCGUUCAUUUAACACGGAGCACCUGCUCCCUCCCGACCAGCAGAAACACAAACAAUUAUCACUAGACCACUACUGGUUACCCUCACAGAUUUCACAGCACCCAACUCUGUUUUCACCCACUCUGUAACCACAAAUGGAUCAGACAAAAGGCAAGGGUCCACUUUUUCCAAAAAGCUUCAGUCCUACUGUCACAGACUCAUCUUUACCCUGACAGCUGGUCUCUCUCCUGCUACAUUAAAACGAUGUGCUGAUAUGGAUCAUAUUUGAAGGUAUAAUCAAAUUGCAGGCAUGAGAAGAUCAUCAAGGGAUAUCAACUUUAAGAAUAAAGAAAAUGCCAUGUGUCAAAUUAUUUUGAUCAAGAAGUAGAAGUGGUCAAUCACUGGCAAAUCUGUAGCAGUCAAAUGAACCUGUAAAGCGGGUAGUAACAUGAUUAGAUAAUUGCGUCUGGCUAAUGGUAGUAGGAGUAAAUGUCUUACAUCAUCGCAGUUUGUUCAUGAUUUUUAGCGACACACAUAAAUAAAGUAAAGCACACUAUACCAGGCUUUCAAAUGGUAUGCAAAGAAAACAGCCGCGAUGUAAAAUAUCCAUAAUGGAGCACAAUUGCUGUGCCCCUGAUCGUGGCCUGUCUAUAACUACCCAGCAGUUGGGUGUCCAGACUUCUUCCGCAUUUUCCUACGACUUUCGGGCUGUGACGUGAGUGCUGACGGCGGCCUUGGUGCUGGCGGAGCUGGGGGCUGUAGCGAUUAUCAGUGGAGCUUCGAAAGUCUCGGCCCCUCCCUCCCUGCGCCUCAGCGGCCCGCCCAGCUAGCACAAACUCCCGAUUGAAUCCUGCCCGAGUCUGGGGAAACCGGACGGCCUGGAAAUCGUGAGAGGCCAACCUGUACUACACAACUGUGCUGCAGUGACAAAUGAGGUGUAAGGACAAUGGAUGAGGAUGAGACAAGGCUUGCACUCCAUUCCCAGGAUCCUAAAAUCAUUCUCCAUGGAUCAGCGAUAUGUUUAUGUAGGCCAACACGGAAGAUAUCCACCUGUUCCUGUGUUGGUGUGUUCCAGAUGAGGGUGGUGCUGGAGGGGAGGAGUUUGUGGUGGAGCUGCAGGAGACGGUGCUUGUGUCGGAGGGGGAGGGGGAGGGAAUGGCGGUGCAUGGGUUCGCUCCAGAGGAGCUGGUGAUACAGGAUGCGGUUGAGGACGUGGUGUCUGAGUAUGUGCACUGCGACGAGGACGAGGAGGUUGCUGUGGAGACAUGUGUGAUGUCGCUGGAGGGGGAGGACGAAGGCGUUGCCAUGGGGGACAUGGCUGAGGAUGAGAUGGUGGCAGACGGGCAUGCCCAGGAUGAACUGGACCCAGAGCAAGACACAGACGGCUGUGGGGACUACCUCAUGAUCUCCUUGGAUGAGGCAGGCAAGAUGGUGUCAGACGACGGCACAGAGGUGACUGUGGAGGGAGCCGUAGAGGACCAGGUGGAGAAGGACGAGGAUGGCCAGGAGGUGAUCAAGGUGUACAUCUUCAAGGCAGACUCUGGGGAGGAUGACGUGGGAGAAACUGAGGACGCGGCACUGACGGACUCUACAGGGCGAACGCUCCGAGAGAAGAUGGUGUACAUGUCUCAGGGGGACCAUGGUGCAUCAAAGAUAUCUGAUGAGGUUUACAUGGAGGUGGUGGUGGGGGGUGAGGAGCCAGUGACCCAUGAGCGGUCUUACGAUGGCACGGCUCUCAGUAAGGACUUCAUGCCUGUGGCUUGGGCAGCCGCUUAUGGUUCUGAGGACAGUGAAAGCUGUGAGAACCGGAACGGUGCCGCCAGUGCUCUGCUGCACAUUGACGAGUCAGACGGAGUGGACAAGGUCAGCAGGCAACGGAACAAGAAUAAGAGAACAAGGGCUGAGCCUCGCCAGGUCCAGACAGCCAUCAUUAUUGGUCCGUAUGGCCAGCCUCUGACCGUGUACCCCUGCAUGCUCUGUGGCAAGAAGUUCAAGUCGCGAGGCUUCCUGAAGCGCCACACCAAAAACCACCACCAGGAUGUCCUGACCAGGAAAAAGUACCAGUGCACGGACUGUGACUUCACCACCAACAAGAAGGCCAGCCUUCAUAACCACAUGGAGGGGCACACGCUGAGCUGCAAGGGUCUGUUUGAGUGUGAGGUGUGUGGCAAGGAGUUCCACCAGCAGGCAGUGCUCUUCUCUCAUCGAUUGCAGCACCACCACCGUGAGCCCAAGAGUCCGGUGCCUUCACAGGCCAACAAGAUGCACAAGUGUAAGUUCUGUGACUACGAGACGGCUGAACAAGGUCUGCUCAACCGCCACUUGCUGGCUGUACAUAGUAAGAGCUUCCCCCACAUCUGUGUGGAAUGUGGCAAGGGCUUCCGGCACCCCUCCGAGCUGAAGAAACACAUGCGCACGCACACCGGCGAGAAGCCUUACUCUUGCCUCUACUGCGACUACAAGUCGGCUGAUUCCUCCAACCUGAAGACUCAUGUCAAGACCAAGCACAGCAAAGAGAUGCCUUUCAAGUGUGAGCGCUGCUUCCAAACAUUUGCUGAGGAGGAGGAGUUGCUGCAGCACGGGCUGACGCACGAGGAGGCCAAAACCCACCUGUGUGCCCACUGUGAACACAAGAGCUCCAACUCCAGUGACCUGAAGCGCCACAUCAUAUCGGUGCACACCAAGGACUACCCCCACAAAUGUGCCGUCUGCGAUAAAGGCUUCCACCGGCCAUCUGAACUGAAGAAGCACUCUGCGUCUCACCGUGCCAAGAAACUGCACCAGUGCCGACACUGCAACUUCAAGAUCGCGGACCCCUUUGUGCUCAGUCGCCAUAUCCUGUCGGUUCACACCAAGGAGCAACAGGCCUCUCCUGAAAAGAACGGGCCCAAAAGGACCUUAUUGGGGCCUUCCCCUGCCAGUCCACCGGUGGCAAGGAAGCAGGUGUUGGUACCUGGUGCUAGUUCUAGUGCUGCGGGCAUGGCCAAGGGGCCCAGGGAGAGGAGGGUGUACCAGUGUCAGUACUGUGACUACAGCUCUGGGGAUGCCUCGGGCUUCAAGCGCCAUGUGAUCUCCAUCCACACAAAAGACUACCCCCACCGCUGUGAGAUCUGCUCUAAAGGCUUCCGCAGGCCGUCGGAGAAGAGCCAGCAUAUCGCACGCCACCACAAGGACUUAGUGCAGGCAGAGUGACCCUGGCACAACCUUCCCCUCAUACCACAACAAAAACACAGAUGGAACCACUAACCCACCGUAAUCAAUUGUAUGUAUGUGUGUAUACUGAACAAAAAUAUAAAUACAACAAUUUCAAAAAUGUUACUUAGUUAAAGUUCAUAUAAGGAAAUCAGUCACUUGAAAUUAAUUAAUUAGGCCCUAAUCUAUGGAUUUCACAUGACUGGGAAUACAAAUAUGCAUCUGUUGGUCAUAGAUACCUUAAGAGUAGGGGCAUGGAUCAGAAAACCAGUCAGUAUCUGGUGUGAGACCACCAUUUGUCUCAUGCAGCGUGACACAUCUUCUUCGGAUCUCGCAAUGGUAUCUCUGCAUUCAAAUUGCAAUCGAUAAAAUGCAAUUUGGUGUUCGUUGUCUGCAGCUUAUGUCUGCCCAUACCAUUACCAUGGGGCACUGUUCACAAUGUUGACAUCUGCAAACCACCCACCCACACGACGCCAUUCACAUGGUCUACGGUUGUGAGGCCAGUUGGACAUACUGCCAAAUAAUUUAAAAGAAAGUUGGAGACUGCUUAUGAUAGAGAAUUGAACAUUCAAUUUUCUGGGAACAGCUCUGGUGGACAUUCCUGCAGUCAGCAUGCCAAUUACACGCUCCCUCGAAACUUGAGACAUCUGUUGUAUGACAAAACGUUCCAUUUUAGAGUGGCCUUUUAUUGUCCCCAGCACAAGGGGCACCUGUGUAAUGAUCAUGCUGUUUAAUCAGCUUCUUGAUAUGCCACACCUGGCAGGUGGAUGGAUUAUCUUUGCAAAUGAGAAAUGCUCACUAACAAGGAUGUUGACAAAUUUGUGCACAAAAUUUGAGAGAAAUAAGCUUUUUGUGCAAAUGGAACAUUUCUUUUGACUUUCAAUUCAGUUCAUGAAACAUGGGACCAACACUUUUCAUGUUGUUUAUAUUUUUGUUCAGGGUCUGUCUGUCUGUUCGCUGCAUUAACAUGGAACAUCUUCUGUUAUUACCCCAGAGACUCUCAAGCUAACUUUUCUGCAACUGAAAAUGAAUAUAAGUGUACAUAUACCUGGGUAAGGCCUAUGGAAUCAGGUGACAAAGCCCUGUACAUACUUGCACUUUUGUCUGCAUGUCCCCCUGCUGGUGAACGUGUGCAUUGUAGGAUGUGCAAGAGUCUGAGGUCUUUGUAGAUUCAUACAUUCGUUUUUACUCCACAGCCAACAGUCCAGUUAUUAAAGUAGCAACUUUUAAUCCUACUUUUACUUGUUGACACACAACUAAGACUAAAUGUAAUCUACAAGCUGUAUUCACACAAUGAAAUGGACAUUCACCUGCUGUGAAAAAGCAGGUCAACUGUGCAGAGUGGUCGAGAUGAACUCUUAUUCGAAUAGCACUUGCCAAUAUAUUUAAUGAACUAUGAAUGCAGUAAUCAUGAACUUGUGAAUUACACCUGAUGCUUUGAAUGCUGAGACACUGAGAGAAUGUUUUUUUAUGUGGUUGAGUGCCAGUUAUGGGGGAUGUGUCAGUUAAGACACAUUGUUGUAGUGUCUCUAUACCCGAUGCAAGUCCUGCCUACUUCCUGGUUCAAGUCCCGUACUGUUUUUGAAUGGGCGUCAAGCUUAUAUCAUCAAAUUCAUAAAAACGUGUUAAUUUAAAUUUUAAAAAAUUGUCACAUAUGUAUCCGUGGAUUAAUUCACCUUUAUCCAAUGGAUGCAGAAUAUUAAAAUGCAAUUGGAAACCCUAUUUAAAGGUAUAAGUAAAUUAAUCCACGAGUACAAAUAUAAUUUGACAUGUCUUAACCACAUUUUCAUGUAUUUGAUCAUUGUAAGCUUGAUCCCCAUUCAAAAAACAGGACUUGAACUAGGUAAUAGGCGGGACUUUCAUAGCGUGUUGUGCUUCGUGGUGCUCUGACCCCACAUCUCCAUGUCAUCAUAUCUUUGUUGCUUUGAGAACUGUCUGUCUGGUCAUGGACAAUGCCUGAAGGAGUUGACUGCAUCAUAGCAAAUAGCCAUGUCCAUUGUAAAAGCUGUGGUUUCUUUCAGUUGAUUCACUUCUUUACACAAAAUGAGAUACUAGAUGUGGUUGUUUAUCCCAUGGGGGUGGGGGGGAUCUAACAGGUAAGCAGUACCAUUUAGAACCAACCCUUAAACCCAUCUUCAUACAGAUUAUUUAACCCCUAAUAAGCUUUAUUAUCAGGCACCUGAAAUAGGAUGUAGCGCCAGCAAGGCCUUCAGAGUUAGAUUGCACUAGAUCUGGUACCACAGACUCAUGACCACAACAUGCUUCCUUUACCCAAACACACAUCUACUUAUGCCAGUGGCCAGGGAGAGGCAUUAGUCCCCUGAGGAGAAAUACAACUUGUAAAGACUGGUGGUAUAUUUGUACUCGCUUCAACAGUUCCUUCCCCUGUGAUCAUUUGUGCUUUUAUAUUUAUUUCUUCAUCAUGAACUUUGUUGUAUAAUUCAGUGUAACUAGAAUUCUAUAGGAGGUAAAUUAUUGUUUUGUACACAUUUGUAAAUAAAGUGUGUAGAUGUAAACCCUUAACAAAAGGAGGAAUCAGAGCUGUGUUAUGGAUGUACUGGCAAGAAGUAGGAUAACAUUUUCAAAAGAAUGAUGGUACACCGAGGUUACUUUUAGAGCUGGGUUUACAUGACAUUUGAUCAACACAGACUUCUAAAGCAGCUAACGUUACAUUUUAGGAUCAGAGGUAUUAAAUACCCAACAUAUUCUAGUCAUCUGACGAGUAGAACGACUGACAAACGGAAAAAAGCACGAGACAGUAUUUUAUUGGAACCAAUCAGGGAAGUGAAAAACUAAGGUUACAAGAUUAGCUAGCCAGCUACGCUGAGCUUCAGUAGGUAAUGCAGAUGCAUGUUACGGUGUGGUCUGAUGGUUCACUGCAGCUGAAGAUGAUUCAUGGUUGCCACAGUGGCCAUGGUUCGACCAA
This is a messenger RNA of Oncorhynchus keta (chum salmon), 7355 nucleotides long. RefSeq names its product zinc finger Y-chromosomal protein 1-like. The transcript has 8 exons. Lineage: Eukaryota; Metazoa; Chordata; Actinopteri; Salmoniformes; Salmonidae. Gene Ontology annotation, cellular component: nucleus. The record is from RefSeq and is a predicted model, not a curated record. Gene Ontology annotation, biological process: regulation of transcription by RNA polymerase II. Gene Ontology annotation, molecular function: RNA polymerase II cis-regulatory region sequence-specific DNA binding; metal ion binding; DNA-binding transcription factor activity, RNA polymerase II-specific. The coding region runs from base 2393 to 4429 and encodes 678 amino acids.